Molecule: messenger RNA, 1599 nt
Organism: Arachis duranensis
Lineage: Eukaryota; Viridiplantae; Streptophyta; Magnoliopsida; Fabales; Fabaceae
Product: ADP,ATP carrier protein 3, mitochondrial
Exons: 4
Coding region: 186-1301 (371 amino acids)
Biological process (GO): mitochondrial ATP transmembrane transport; mitochondrial ADP transmembrane transport
Cellular component (GO): mitochondrial inner membrane
Molecular function (GO): ATP:ADP antiporter activity
Source: RefSeq, a predicted model, not a curated record
AGGGUAAAAUAGUCAUUAAAGUAACCCUAGUCUCACACUGUCUCGCUCUCACUCUUCUUCUUGCUCCUCCAAUUUAUACGGCGCCAGUCUCAGCGUUUUCUUUCCUCCCCGUUCCUCACGAUCUGAGGACGACACUAACAACCUUCACUCGGCGCCCUCUUCGGGUCACCGUGUAAACUGUAAUCAUGGCGGAACAACCGCAGAAGCAGCUGCAGCAUCCAUCAGUAGUUCAGAAGCUAGCUGGGCAAUCUUAUCUUGUGUCCAGGCUUGCAUCCAGAAACUAUUCCAACACUGGUAGUCACAUCAAUGGGGGCAUGCAGGCUCCAGGCUUGGCUUCUCUUGCACCUGUAUAUCCAUUCACUGUGCACGCUCCAGCUGAAAAGGGAGCAUCUGGUUUCUUAGUGGAUUUUCUCAUGGGAGGAGUAUCUGCUGCUGUAUCUAAGACGGCUGCUGCUCCAAUUGAACGAGUUAAAUUGCUCAUUCAAAAUCAGGAUGAAAUGCUCAAAACUGGUCGGUUGUCUGAACCAUACAAGGGAAUCGGUGAUUGUUUUGCUCGAACUAUGAAGGAUGAAGGAAUUAUUUCCCUUUGGAGAGGAAAUACUGCUAACGUUAUCAGAUACUUUCCUACACAGGCAUUGAACUUUGCUUUCAAGGAUUACUUCAAGAGGCUCUUCAACUUUAAAAAAGACAAAGAUGGCUACUGGAAGUGGUUUGCUGGGAAUUUGGCAUCUGGUGGAGCUGCUGGGGCUUCCUCCCUCUUGUUUGUCUAUUCUUUGGACUAUGCCCGAACACGUCUGGCAAAUGAUGCUAAGGCUGCUAAGAAGGGUGGGGAGAGGCAGUUCAAUGGAUUGGUUGAUGUUUACAGGAAGACCAUUAAGUCUGACGGUGUUGCUGGUCUCUAUCGUGGAUUCAACAUCUCAUGUGUUGGAAUUAUAGUGUACCGUGGUCUUUACUUCGGAAUGUACGAUUCUCUGAAACCAGUGGUUCUGGUUGGUGGUAUGCAGGAUAGUUUCCUCGCUAGUUUCCUUUUGGGUUGGGGAAUCACAAUAGGUGCUGGUUUGGCCUCUUAUCCCAUUGAUACUGUGCGUAGAAGAAUGAUGAUGACAUCAGGAGAAGCUGUGAAAUACAACAGCUCUUUGGAUGCAUUCAAACAGAUUGUUGCUAAAGAGGGUACCAAGUCACUCUUCAAAGGUGCCGGUGCAAAUAUACUACGUGCUGUGGCAGGUGCUGGAGUGCUUGCUGGUUACGAUAAGCUACAGCUGAUCAUGUUCGGAAAGAAAUAUGGAUCUGGCGGAGGCUAAUAUACAGAUAAUGAUGAAAACAAACUAUAUGGAGAUAUGGAGCAACUAUGUUGGUUUUCCUAUGCAUUGAAUAACUUGGAAGAAAUGAUUGUGGUUGAGGUUCCUCCCAAGAUAAGGACCCGGUAUUUAGAAAUCAUAGUUUCGCAGACUUCAUUUUAAAUUGGUUGUUAUAUUUCUGGAGCUUAUAAUUUGUCUAGUUUUUUGUUCGACCAUUUGGUUGAAAUUAUUGAAGACCGCUGUUUUGCUUGAUGCUUGGUUGCAAUGUGUUGCUCUCUAAUGAAAAUUACUUUUGUCCAAA